AUGGCGCUCCAUGCCAAUCCCAUUCACACAGUGCAUACGCGUGGCACCGCGACUUCUUUCGAUCUCCUUGAAGACUACUUCUCCCACGAAUCCCUCACCAUCGCCAUCCCACCGCAUCCGCCGUCCACAGCCUUCGCCGAGCUCCUCAACUACCACACAAACCAGCCACCAGCCGAAGAUACGAUCGCAGCGCAUCAGCAAAUCUUCCUCAGCCAGCGACCCUCAGACAGCAUAGUGUGA
Didymosphaeria variabile is the source of this 240-nucleotide messenger RNA. RefSeq lists its product as uncharacterized. The transcript has 2 exons. The record is from RefSeq and is a predicted model, not a curated record. Lineage: Eukaryota; Fungi; Ascomycota; Dothideomycetes; Pleosporales; Didymosphaeriaceae. The coding region runs from base 1 to 240 and encodes 79 amino acids.